GGGGAGGGUUUGAAUAUAUAUUCGAAAAUAAGAAUUUGUUCUUAACUGACUUGCCUAGUUUAAUAAAGGUUAAAUAAAUAAAAAAAAACAGGAAGUGGGGUAGCUUUUUCCGACAACAGAAAUAGACCAAGACCUCAUUCAGUCUUACAUUAUUGCAAUCUGAGGGCUGGAAACCAGAGGGUGGAGCCCAACUUCAUGUGCACUUUCUGAAGCCACAUCUUCAAAAGGACUUUUACGUACCUCAUGUUUCUAACAUGUUUCUGAUGACGGAUUGGUCAUCUAACGUACUAGACCACAGACUUUUUUAUUUUAUUUCUAUCAAUAUCAAUGAUCAACUUCAUACUAUAACUGCAUGUACUGUACACUGACUGCACUGAAAAACUUUCCAUACUUUAUUUAUGGUAAAGAAACAAGGGCCUGAAACAGCCAGUGAUGGAACGUUCUUAUUUUACCUGCGGUAAUAUCUAUACAUCUGAAGCCGUAGUGAGGAUAGAUACAUUGUAUAAACCACAGGAGGUUGGUGUCACCAUAAUUGGGGAGGACGGGCUCUUGGUAAUGACUGGAGUGGAAUCAGUGUAAUGAUAUCAGCAACAUCAAACACCUGGUUUCCAUGGGUUUGAUGCCGUUCCAUUCGCUCCGUUCCGGACUUUAUUAUGAGCUGUCCUCCCACUCACCAGCCUCCUGUGCUAUAAACUCUUAUCAGCAGAUCAUUGAGGAUGUGUUACCCUGCUCAGACAUUGCUGACACGUGCCAGAUCUUACAACGCCUUGAUCGGUGUUUUACCUAACAGGCGUUAUAGCAAUCUGGGGCAUGACUGCACAACCAUUGGUUGAUUGCAUGCACUGCCUGAGCAGGGUAACAUGACCUGAAUGUGGACAAUGUGGACGAUUGGACGAGACCACCAGGAAGAAACACUCUGGUUAGAGUUGCACUCAACCAAUCAGGUUACUUUGAGGAAGUUGUUGACCAAUGAGACCCCUGAAGGAUGAUUGUUUAUUUGUCUCUCAACCAAUCAUGCAAAUAUUUUCAUGAAAUAGCCUCCUCUUAUGUAGAUAAUUAGCAGUAGCACGUUUAAAUACUCCUUCUGAAUGCUCAUUUCCUGGGAAUGUAAGAGAGACAAGACAUGCUUCUAUCUUAGACAGACAUACAGUAGAUUAGCUAGCAUAAACAAUGAUGUUAUAAUUGGUAUGCUCCGGACAUUCUCAUGUCUCCUCCCCCAUAUCUCUGCUCUCCUCUCUCUUCCUGGUUAUGGAUUCUAGUUCUGUCUGUCUCUUCCUGGUUAUGGAUUCUAGUUCUGUAUGUCUCUUCCUGGUUAUGGAUUCUAGUGCUGUCUGUCUCUUCCUGGUUAUGGAUUCUAGUGCUGUCUGUCUCUUCCUGGUUAUGGAUUCUAGUGCUGUCUGUCUCUUCCUGGUUAUGGAUUCUAGUUCUGUCUGUCUCUUCCUGGUUAUGGAUUCUAGUUCUGUAUGUCUCUUCCUGGUUAUGGAUUCUAGUUCUGUCUGUCUCUUCCUGGUUAUGGAUUCUAGUUCUGUCUGUCUCUUCCUGGUUAUGGAUUCUAGUUCUGUCUGUCUCUUCCUGGUUAUGGAUUCUAUUUCUGUCUGUCUCUUCCUGGUUAUGGAUUCCAUUGCUAUCUGUGUUUAGUUCUGUCUUCGUUUGAAGAAUUAUGCCGUCAGUUAUUGACAAAAGAAAGAGAAAGCAUGUCUUGUGUUUAAAAUGUUUAAAAUGUAAGAGUCUGAUCUGAUUCAUUUAUAUCAGGGCAAGCCGUAGAUAUACAUAACAGAGUUCUGCAAACUAUCCUCCAUUUCAGCUCCAAAUUUCCAAUCCCAAUCUCUAUGGAUAACUCUAUUUCUGGGUAAAUCUUUGAGUCUUCUUGGUUAUGCCCUCUCCCACGCCCUGAGUUUAUUUGCACAGUGACAGUGGACCAGGCCAGUCCCGUCUUAGAGACGAAGUGCAGUGAGGAAAAAAAAUAAUGUCGACACAUUUGUCCAAGUCAACGUGGAUUUCCUUGUUGUUAUGACUGUCAUUGUCCAAUUUGUGCUUCACUACAAAGUCUGAGAUUUGGAUUGAAUCCAAGAUGGUGUGCUGUAUGUUGCUCCUAGCCUGUGUGGUUGUCAGAUGUGUUUCAGCUUUUGCCCACUUUAGUAAAGUAAACUGCUUUUGUUGACUCAAACAUUGGCUGGUUGUAGUGACAGUGCCGCUGUGUCAAUAACGAGGAAAGCCAAAAUGCCAAAGGUUGGGCCUUUUGGCAAUUUGAAGAGAUCAUAAAAAAAAUUGUUUUCUAGGACUCUUCAGGUGAAGAUGUAUAAAAUGUACGUUGGUCUGAUGUGUAUGAGGAAGGGAAUCCAGGUGUGUAUGAGGAAGGGAAUCCAGGUGUGUAUGAGGAAGGGAAGCCAGGUGUGUAUGAGGAAGGGAAUCCAGGUGUGUAUGAGGAAGGGAAUCCAGGUGUGUAUGAGGAAGGGAAUCCAGGUGUGUAUGAGGGAGGGAAUCCAGGUGUGUAUGAGGAAGGGAAUCCAGGUGUAUAUGAGGAAGGGAAUCCAGGUGUGUAUGAGGAAGGGAAUCCAGGUGUGUAUGAGGAAGGGAAUCCAGGUGUGUAUGAGGAAGGGAAUCCAGGUGUGUAUGAGGGAGGGAAUCCAGGUGUGUAUGAGGAAGGGAAUCCAGGUGUGUAUGAGGAAGGGAAUCCAGGUGUGUAUGAGGAAGGGAAUCCAGGUGUGUAUGAGGAAGGGAAUCCAGGUGUGUAUGAGGAAGGGAAUCCAGAUGUGUAUGAGGAAGGGAAUCCAGGUGUGUAUGAGGAAGGGAAUCCAGGUGUGUAUGAGGAAGGGAAUCCAGGUGUGUAUGAGGAAGGGAAUCCAGGUGUGUAUGAGGAAGGGAAUCCAGGUGUGUAUGAGGAAGGGAAUCCAGCACCCUUUGCUGGCUCUAACAACCGACCAAUCAGUUUGCUACCUGUUCUUAUUAAACUGAUGGAGACAAUUGUGUUUGACCAAAUACAAUGCCAUUUUUCAGAGAACAAGUUAACUCCUGACUUUCAGCAUGCCUAUAGAGAAGGGCACUCAACUUGUACGGCACUGACUCAGAUGACUGAUGAUUGGUUAAAAGAAACGGAUAGCAAGAUAAUAGUCGGAGCUGAAAUGUUAGAUUUCAUUGUAGCCUUUGAUGUUUAUUGAAGAAACUAACUUGCUAUGGUUUUACAUCACCUGCCAUUGGAGUGGGUUAGAAUGUUGGAUAAAUAACAUUCCAUUGGGUUAGAAUGUUGGAUAAAUAACAUUCCAUUGGGUUAGAAUGUUGGAUAAAUAACAUUCCAUUGGGUUGGAAUGUAAUUUAUCCAAUAGGACCCAGAAAGUGUUCUUCAAUGGAAGCUUCUCUAACAUCAGAUAUGUACAGUGCGGUAUCCCUCAGGGCAGUUGACUUGGGCACUUCCUCUUCUCUAUUAUUACAAAUGAGUUGCCACUGGUCUUACACAAAGCUACAAUGACUAAUGCUGAUGAUUCCACAGUGUACAUGUCAGCACCCAAAGCCAGUGAGCUCAUUGAAAUUCUAGUUACAGUUAGUAUCAGAAUGGGUCAUUAAUAAUGAACUGGUUUUUAAUAAAUAUAGAACUAAAAGCAUUGUGUUUGGUUCAAAAACAUUCUCUAAGACCUAAACCUAAACUGGAAUUGUACAUAAAGGGUGUGGAAGACGUGGAUGUCGAUUAAGGCAGCCCCCCGCACCUCUCUGAUUCAGAGGGGUUGGGUUAAAUGCGGAAGAGACAUUUCAGUUGAAUACAUUCAGUUGGACAACUGACUAGGUAUCCCCCCUUUUCCCCAUUGAGCAAGUUGAGGAAGCUAAACUCUUAGCUUGUUAUAAAAACUCCUAUGUUUGUUAUAAAAACAUGUUCUGUAUUUUUGACACAAAGAUCAACUGAACUAGUUGUUCAGGCUCUGAUCUUGUCUGACCUUGAUAACCGUCCGCCAAUAUGGUCAAGUGUAUCAAAGAAAGACCAAGCAAAAGCUAUAGCUCAAAACAGAGCAUCACCUUUAAAGGCCCAUAUACAACUAACAUCAACUAACAUCAACUAACAUCAACUAACAACAACUAACAACAUCAACUAACUUCAACACACUCUCAUACACACAGACACACACACACUCUAAU
This is a messenger RNA of Oncorhynchus mykiss (rainbow trout), 4125 nucleotides long. Lineage: Eukaryota; Metazoa; Chordata; Actinopteri; Salmoniformes; Salmonidae. The record is from RefSeq and is a predicted model, not a curated record.